ACGACAUGACUGCGGUCAGCAUGUGAACCUGUGUCCGCUGGAGGUAUCAGAGAGAGGCGGCUUGUUUUGAUGGGCCCUUAGCAAAUCAGAUUCUCCACAUACUAUGAAGACCAAUGACCAUUUCGACUCAUUGCAAAACACAAAACAGGUAUAUGACCCAGCCUCGCAAACAAAACCCUCUGCUCCUGCCAAAACCAUCUAAACUCCUUGAGCAGCAGUGACAGUUCAGUUACAGUCAUGGCCAAUAUCUCAAAUCAGAAUGUCGAGUUUGUGAGGACCAGCUAUGGGAAGAACGCAGUGAAGGUUUUUCACAUUCGCCGUGAAGGGACUCAUCAUCAUAUCACUGAGCUGGUGGCAGACGUUCAGUUAACACUAAAGAGCCGCAAAGAUUACCUGACUGGAGACAACUCCGACAUCAUCCCCACCGACACUAUUAAAAACACUGUCCACGCUCUUGCUAAACUAAAGGGAAUUAAGACCAUUGAGGGCUUUGCCCUGGAUAUCUGUGAACACUUCCUCACAUCGUUCACGCAUGUCACAAGAGUGAAGGUGAACAUUGAUGAAGUUCCCUGGAAAAGACUGGAAAAGAAUGGAAACGAGCACACACAUGCUUUCAUCAACUGCCCCGAGGCCUUGCACUUCUGUGAGGUCGAACAACAUCUCAACAUGACUCCAGUGGUUCACAGUGGUCUGAGAGAUAUGAAGGUACUGAAGACCACUCAGUCUGGUUUCGAGGGUUUCUUUCGAGACCGCUUCACCACUCUCACAGAUGCCAAGGACCGAUUCUUCUGCACUUCUAUUUAUGCAAAGUGGCGCUACAACACCGUCAAUGUGGCAUUUGACGUUGCAUGGAAAACUGUAAGGGACACCAUCGUUCAGAAGUUUGCUGGACCGUAUGAACAUGGAGAAUACUCUCCAUCUGUACAGAAGACUCUGUAUGAAACACAACUCCUGGUGCUCGACAGAAUACCAGAGGUGGAAGAAAUCGAGCUAGUAAUGCCAAACCAGCAUUAUUUCAUAAUUGACAUGACAAAAUUGGGACUUUCGAAUAGGGAUGAGGUUUAUCUUCCUCUUGAUAAUCCAUCAGGAAUCAUCACAGGAACCGUGUGCAGAAAGCCACGAGCCAAACUCUGAAUAUAGAUCGAAAACCGUUACACACUAAAGAUCUUACUUCAGUGAAAUUUUCUCAUAAAAAAUAAACGUUUUAGAUAAUCUAUGCCAAAAAGAAAAAUACACGGAAUGUAUUAAAAGUACUGGAUCAAUCACUGAAAUUCUGAUCUCAGCUGUCAAAGUGAUCUUUAGUGUUUGCCGAUGAUUAAGGACAUCAGCAGGAACAGAGCUGGAAACCACAGCACUGCAGGUCAUUAUGUGAAAUAUGGAAGUAAUGUGGCCAGAUGUCUAAAACUCAGGCUACUCAAAAAUAUAAUUGAAAUAACACUAAAUAAUAUUAUUUAAAAUUAUAGCACAGAUAAUAAGGGCUAACACACACACACAUACACACACACACACAUGCAGGCCAGAGGAAACCCAAAGCAACACAGAGAGAACUUGCAAACGCAACACAAAAAGACCCUUCAAGGCAUGUUUCAUGUGAAAAUGAAAUGCUACAAAUAGUCAUUCAAAUACAUCAAAAGUUAAAAAAAACUAUCUUUAAAGAUGUGCAAAUGGAAAAUCCAUGUUUAAAAAUUCAAAGUUUGACAAGAAUAAAACUUGAUACAACAGCUGAGCAAUAAACAGGGAAAAUGAGCAUAAGAAACAUGUAAUAAUUGACUUUUACCUAUUAAUUUGUUUUAUAUCGCAUACCUUUAAUUUAUGUACACUUUAUAAAAACUUACAUUUUAGGGCAAGGUUUUGAAAGGAGAGAUGCCAUCAUUCCCGCUGGGGUUAUUUCUAGAAUAAAAUUCAUCAUUUAGUCUUCCAACAAUCCCAUAGUGCACAUAAAAGUGAAACUGUAAUAAAGCAAUGAGACAGUCAUUUUCAGCAA
This is a messenger RNA of Triplophysa dalaica, 1984 nucleotides long. RefSeq names its product urate oxidase (gene uox). Gene Ontology annotation, cellular component: peroxisome. Bases 238 to 1134 code for a protein of 298 amino acids. NCBI's taxonomy places the organism in Eukaryota, Metazoa, Chordata, Actinopteri, Cypriniformes, Nemacheilidae. Gene Ontology annotation, biological process: purine nucleobase catabolic process; urate catabolic process. Gene Ontology annotation, molecular function: urate oxidase activity. The transcript has 8 exons. The record is from RefSeq and is a predicted model, not a curated record.